Molecule: messenger RNA, 1050 nt
Organism: Ostreococcus tauri
Lineage: Eukaryota; Viridiplantae; Chlorophyta; Mamiellophyceae; Mamiellales; Bathycoccaceae
Product: unnamed product
Exons: 1
Coding region: 1-1050 (349 amino acids)
Source: RefSeq, a predicted model, not a curated record
AUGCGCCGAACGCUCGCGCUGUGCGCGUUAUUCUCGACGAUCAGUGCGUUCGCUCGGGCCGAGCCGAACGCGCUCGAGACGGAGUUCUCAUUCGAUGAAGUGCAAAGAAACGACGACGUGGUCGAAUUGCGAGGCAAGUACGAAAUCCGAAACGCGGACGCGAACGAGGUCGAUCUCGUCGGUCUCGCGCUCAAAUUUCGGUUUCCCGGAACCGUUGACGUGCGAGCCGACGAUGGCUCUGUCACGAAAUCGAAGGCACUCCCGUCGGAUUGGCGCGCGUCUUGUUUCUGGAGCUACGUCGAGGGACGGUACAACGGGACAAACGUCUGUCCUUCCAUCACGUUCGCCGUGACGUCUCAAGAGUUGGAAGUACGGUUCGUGAACUCGAUCAAGUUGUGCCCCGGAUGCGUGUUAAGAGGUGAUGGCUCGCGCACGUCGUUCGCGGUAAAGCACGUCAAAUAUUUGCCCUUCGCACGAGGCGUCGCGCCGCUCGAACUCCGAGGCAUCGAGCAAUUCGUGGACGGACCGCCGACGCCGGCGAGACCCGUCUUUCGAGUUUGCUUCCCCAAAGACGUCGACUUUUCAUUCCGCGUGUCGAGUUAUCCAUCGAGGCAGGAUGACGUCGCGUCGUCUUCACAGAAAACGGCGAUCAUGCCGCUCGGAACGGCGGGCUACGACGCAUUUUUGCGCGUAUUCAUAGACGUGACAAAUCGACAAGCGGAGGAUUACGACAUGUCAAACGUCGUCAUCACGUUCCCGUUCGACUGGUCCAUCGUGCCCGAUGAAAAGCGAGGGAAGGUUCAACAAACACCAGACGAUUUCUUCAUCCGUUGUCACGGCUCUGGCUCGUCUCUGUGCGACGUCACCGAGGUCGAGCGCUCGCGGGACGGAUUCGCCAUUCGUUUCAAGAAUGGUUUCGCGUUAUGUCCGGGAUGUUCCUUGCGCGGAUCCGGUCCGCAACGAUGCGCGUUCGAGGUGUACUCGCCAUUUCUCUUUCCCGUCGACAUCGAAUCCGUCCGCGGCGCCUCCGCGGCGUGCGCCGCGUUGUAA